AUGAAAUAUAUUCUAAUUUUAUUUUAUCUUUUUUAUACAAUAAAUGCUCGAAAUACUCGACCACCACGUGUAUGUCGAAAUUGUACUGGAAGACUUCAUACACAUGAAGAUUUAGAAUUAGCUAAACGACCAUUGAUUAUAAAUAAAGAUCAUAUAUGUUUAAAUGAAAAACAUGAAUUUUUUAUUAUUAUUAAAUCAGGUAGUUAUCAACGACGAAAUUUUACACGUUUAACAUGGGCUAAAGAAGUAAUGGAACAUUUUAAUAUACCUGUUUUAUAUGCAAUUGGUUAUCCAAAAAAUUCAUCGUUACAAAAACAGAUACUUUUAGAAGAUGAAAUUUUUCAUGAUUUAUUACAAUUUGAUUUUCAAGAAAGUUAUUUUAAUUUAACAAUAAAAACAACAAGUGUUUUUAUUUGGUAUGAUAAAUAUUGUUCGAAAAAUAGUAAAUAUCUUUUUUAUGUUGAUGAUGAUUUACUUAUUCAUGUUGAUAAAUUAAUUUUAUAUAUAAUGAAAAUUAAUUUUACGGAUACAAUUGAAGGAUGGUGGGAAAAAUCAGGUAAAAUUCUACGUACAGGUAUUGGUGGUGUAACAAAAGAAGAUUUUCCUAUUGAUAUUGUACCAGAUUAUCUAUGGGGCGCUGCUGUUUUAUAUCCAUCGAAUGUUAUAUCGAAUAUUUUAUUAAAAUUUAUAUAUAAUACAACAUUACCAAUAUUUUUUCGUGAUGAUGUUUUUAUUAAUGGAUUUAUAGCUGAUGAAGCUAAAAUUAAACGUCAACAAAUGAAUGGACUUUUAUUAUAUGAUCCAUAUAAAGAUCUUUUAAAAGAUAAUAUGAUUGUAAUUGAUUUUAAAACUGAAAAAGAUCGUCAACGAGCAUGGAAUUGUUAUAAGCAUAAUACUCAAUGUAAUGAAAAUUUAUUAUUAUUUUUAUUUCAAAUAGUACUUGGAAUGGGUUUAUCUAUAACAUUGAUGAAUUAUUGUUGUAAAUGGUUUAAAACAACGAUAGUUUAUCAAUAUUUAAAAUAUGGAUUUGAUAUGUGGUGUUAUGAAGUAAAACCUAUUUAUAAUGAAUAUGCAAACCUAUUAUCUAUGAUAACUCGAAAAUAUUGUCCGACAGUUAGAUAUCGAAAAAUGAAAAUACUUAUUUAUUGGUUGAUAUAUUCAAGAAGAAUGUAUGUACGAAUAAUUUUUAUUAUUGUUAUUAUGUUAGUUUUUUAUCAUUUUAUUCUAAAUAAAUAA
Molecule: messenger RNA, 1236 nt
Organism: Adineta steineri
Lineage: Eukaryota; Metazoa; Rotifera; Eurotatoria; Adinetida; Adinetidae
Source: the annotation of a GenBank genome assembly